GAAUGGCGGACGUUGUUAUUGUGGGAUAUUUGUUCGUAUUUUUAAUAAUUAGUGCUGGUCAUGGGGGCCUCACAGGCUUGGAUGGUUUGGAGGAUGAUGACCAAUCUCCAAGCACUCAUUCGGAGAAUAAGAUUCAUGAUGACCCAAUAUCCAUUGAUAAGAAUAUGGUACAACACCCAAGGUAUAAGUGCCAUCAAUGUGAGUCACCGGAAUGUGAAGACGGGGAGGAUGCAGUAUUAAGAACUUGUGGCUCGGCUCUCUCCUGUUUCAAGUCUACGGUGAGAGAGUCUGAUGGAGAGCUCAGGCACACAAGGGGCUGUUCCACCAGGCGGGAUCAUUAUCACUUUACAUGCAGGACUAACCAGCCGGGAGUUCGCAAACGUCACGCCGGUCAAGUGAACGUGACGUGCUGCCAGGGGGACCUGUGCAACGAGGGCAACUUCCCCGAGCUGUCUCCGGCGGACACCGCCAUCGAGCCCCUGUCAGCAGGCGCCUGGAAGCUGUGGCUUAGUGUCCUGGCUUCCGUCGUCACCGUCACCGUCAUCGCAGCCAUGGCCAUAUUUGUACUGAGGAGGACUCACAGGUUACGGGUGUCGCAAGCAGCUCAGAAGCUGGGAAUGGAUCCCAACUACUUCACCAACAAUGUCUACAACUCACCACUCACAAGCGCCUUCUAUGAAGGUGUGGAAGGGUCGCAGAAUGCGGUGCGAGCGGUGCCAGCCGGAGACUCCACCUUACGGGAGUACCUGGACACGUCCGUCAGCUCGGGAUCGGGCUCCGGGCUGCCGCUCAUGGUGCAGCGAACCCUCGCUAAGCAAGUCACGCUCAUCGAGAGGAUCGGAAAGGGUCGAUACGGUGAGGUGUGGCGCGGCUCGUGGUACGCCGACAGCGUCGCCGUCAAAAUCUUCUUCUCCCGGGACGAGGACAGUUGGCGGCGGGAGACGGAGAUCUACAGCACGGUGCUACUGCGACACGACAAUAUCCUUGCCUACGUGGGCAGCGACAUGACCAGCCGGAACAGCUGCACCCAGCUCUGGCUAAUAACGCACUUUCACCCGCUGGGAUCUCUGUACGAGCACCUCAGCAGGAACACACUCACCAGGCAGCAGAUGAUGCUGGCGUGUCUCUCCAUCGUCAACGGAUUGCUGCAUCUACACACAGACAUACACGGCACACAGGGUAAGCCGGCGAUAGCGCACCGCGACAUCAAGUCCAAGAACAUCCUGGUGAAGGCGGACGGCGAGUGCUGCAUCGCGGACCUGGGGCUGGCGGUGACGAGGCGCCACGUGGCCGAGGGCAUCCCGGCAGGUGCGCGUCAGGGCACCAAGCGGUACAUGAGCCCCGAGAUGCUGGACCAGAGUAUGAACGUGCAGUGCUUCGAGUCGUACCGCAAGUGCGACGUGUACGCGCUCGGGCUGGUGCUGUGGGAGGUGGCCGUGCGAGUGUCGCCCGCCCGCCCGCACGCCCCGCCCUACGGCCUGCUGGCGCCCGCUGACCCGCCCUUCGACCUGAUGCGGAAGAUCGUGUGCACCGAACAGGCGCGACCCACGCCGCCAGACCAUCCGCACCCGACAAUGGUCGGCAUUUGUAAGCUGAUGCAGGAAUGCUGGCAUCAGAACCCGUCCGUGCGACUUCCGGCGUUGCGAAUUAAGAAGACCCUGCUCAAGUUGGCAGCCGCAGACCCUUCCAUACACCUUGAUAUUGACAAUGAAGUGUCACUCUGAAGUGGUCGUGACAAACGAAGCUAUAGUAAAAACUAUGAUGAUAGUACAAAACUGAAGUAAAAGUGCAAAACUGAAGUAAAAGUGCAAAAAUGAAGUAAUAGUGCAAAACUGAAGUAAAAGUGCAAAACUGAAGUAAAAGUGCAAAACUGAAGUAAUAGUGCAAAACUGAAGUAAAAGCUCAAAACUGAAGUAAAAGUGCAAAACUGAAGUAAAAGUGCAAAAAUGAAGUAAAACUGCAAAACUGAAGUAAAACUGCAAAAAUGAAGUAAUAGUGCAAAACUGAAGUAAUGUAUGUGUAUUACAAAUGAAGUAUGAAGAGAAAUGAUAUGUGAGACACUGAGGAGUUUGAUAUGAAUAAUUGUGGAGAUGAUGGGUUAAAUUUUUUUAUACGAUUUUUUAUUAUUAUUAUUUUAGCCUGUGAUUGAACCCAGUACAGUAUUUUUUUAAUUAAAAUAACUAAACUGGGGGUUCAUUGAGUCACUGUUCUUAGGAUUUAUUUGUUGUUUGUAAUCAAAUACUUAAGUAUUUCAAUGUCUAUUUAGUUAUUAAUGAAUUGAGGCUUUAAGGACAUUAAGUGGCAGAUUGUAAAAGUAUAAUAUAUUAUAUUAUAAUUUGAUCUUGUACAAGUAGUACAUAGAUAAAAAAUAUAACUGUCAGAGAAAUUGCCAUAGAAUGAGCUAUCUGCAACAUAAAAAUCGAUGGUUUUUAUUUUGAAUCUUUGGUCAUAAAUAUUUCAUCAUUCUAUCGUCUAAGUUUGUGCAAGUUACAAAAAAAAAUUUUUAGUGUUAGUUUUUGAAAUAAAAGUUGAAGGAUUUAGUUUGGAAUAUAAAAAAAAAUACGAAAAAUUAAGAUAAUGUUUAUUGCUUUUAAGACAACUUCUUCGCAGAUCUGUGAAAUAACAGCGGUGAUUCUAUAUACUAAGGUAGUCGAUUUGAUUGUUUCGACAAACACUCGCUGUGUAUUGCAGUCUAAAGUGCUCAGUAUAAGAUGGACGUUAGGUCGCCCGUAUAUUAUCAUGUCACAAGUUUAAUAGAUCUGGGACCAUUGUAUGGCCACAAUCCUGCACUCUGUAAACAAGUGCUGUGGCAUUUUGUCUGCUUCCAUGCAUUUUAUUUUUUUCUAAUUUAUCUUUAGUGGGUUAUUCCAGAUGGUUGAAACAGUUGAAGACCACAUUGAUUUAUAUCCCAUGAUCAGUGCAAUUUUCAUUUUAUACAAGAGUUAAAUUUUUGUUUUCAUACAUCUGAUAUACAACCUGCUCCGAACAUUGCUGCAAGUAAGAACUCCAUGAUACAGUUGUUAGACAAUACAUAUUAAGUAAUAACUUAAAUAUACAUAUAUAAUAAUAUAGUAAAUAAAUUAAUAAUAACCGCCCCUCACUGUUGCGGUCAUUCGCCUAUGUUCAGAAUGACCAUUAAGUUUACUAACAACUGUUCCCAAUAUACUAUCUACAGAUAGAGAUUAGUUACUACCUUCUACUGUCAGAAAUAAGUUGUCAAUAAUCUGAAGCUGUCCCAAUAUACCAGAUAAGUCAUUCUUAUCGCCUUAUAUUGGGAUGCGUGAAUUGCAAUUUCCAUACAAACUUUAUAUCGCUGGUAAGCUAUACGUUGUCCCAUUGACAGACAGCGUGCACAGAUAAUGUGAGUUACCGUCGAUAAGUUACGAUUUUUAUCUCGAGUAAGAGAUAGACUGAAUAUAUGGGAACGGCCGUUAGACUUGUAUAUAAAAACCUACUGUACUGUAGAAUGCGAUGGUAUAAAAACUCCAAUGUACACAGAUGACGUUUUUGACAGGUAUUCAGUGAUUAUAAUGACGCGAGUGUAAUGACCAGUAGAUCGCGUGUGGCACGAUGCUAGCCGAUUGCACGUAACCUAAGAGCGCUUUCGCACUACGUCCGAUCCGAAUCCGAUAAAUACUGCGAAAAUAAAGUACGGUGCAGUCGUUGAACUAUUUCUAACGGUUAACGGAAAGAAAUCGGAUGUCGGAAGGAUCUAGUGCGUAAAUACCAUAGAAAUAGUACUAACUACUACCACUACUACCCCCGUGUAUUCACGGGUAAGGAUCGGACGUAGUGCGAAAGCGCUCAAAGUGUGCUGUGGUAUGUAUUUCGAGUGUGUUCGGCCGGGAGCCAAAACGCCUUUCCGUGUGAAUGUUACAAGGCAAACUCUUAUACUUGAGUAACUACUGAGCUCUCUAGCGCGACACAGUAUACGAAUAGCGCCAUCUAUUGGUAUCUCUUAGGAACUAGUAGUAUUAGGUUGUUUUUUUACACUACUGAUGUAUGUAUAAUAUUAGGCUGUAUGGUGUACUUACCUUUGCCUUAAUUAUCCUCGAAGAUGUAAAUACGGGAUAAAAAAAUAUGUGUAACACCUAUAUCACUUGUUAACAUAUGCACAUAAAGUUAUGAUAAUAGUAGUGUCAUUGAUGUACAUAUUAAAUGUGUAUUAAAUACUAUAGUAUUAUGCAUUUUAUUAUGACUGUAAAAAAAUUUAAUGUAUAACUAUAAAGUGUUUUUAUUAUUUUUGUGCUGUUAAAAUUGCAUAUAUUUAAUCUCCGUAAUCACAGACAAUUCAACCUAAAGACGACCCGCUACCGGGGAUAUGGUUUAGCACAGGUUUGGCAGUGACAUUGCAUAACAGCCGGCCCCGCCCCUUUACGUUUCUCAGUCCACCGCCGAGAGCCACAGAGGUAACAUUGUCCAUGCUACCGUUAUAAUGUCCUAUUGUUCAGUUUAAUGGUGUGGAAAUUGUAUUACAACAUCUACUAAUAUAUAAUAAAAUGCGAGAUUACUAAAUAUUCGAUUGGCUUAUUUAAAAAAAACUCAAUGAAGAAGAAGAGUUUAUUCAAAAUACAUACAUUUUACAUUUCAAUACUUGAUGAUUUUGUAUUUACACUUUAUUGAGAUAUUAACUAUUUCAACAACAUUAAAUAACUUGUGUAACAAUUAAUAUGCUUCCUUAUAAUUCCGUUAUAAAGUAAUUCAUUCGACUUGGUUAUAAAUAUUAGUAAAUGAGCAUCGACCAUAACUAAUGAGUUAUUACUGGCAUUGCUAAGUUUAAAUAACACUUUUUAUAGGAUUAAAACGCUUGUAACUGUAACUGUGUUGUUACAUUUUGCGUUAAAGUUACAUUUUAAUAAUUAUUUUAGCUAACCCAACGUUUCGUGACCUUUUCAGUGCACGUUUCGGGACUGUUGUUGACAGGAGUUGAGAUAGUAUUUGUCAUAGUUGUCAUUAUGAAGUUUACCACCAUUUGUUACCUCGGAGGUGGUAUUUGCUGUAGACAGUUGGUUUUUGGCAAAAUUUACUGACAAAAACACAGUUACAAUAACACGCGUUUUAAUCGUUUAAAAGUGUUUUAUUUAAAUGUGUUACACUCGCGUUUAUCAAAGAAAAUACUAUUGCUAAUUUUGACAAGUCGGAACAAUCCAAUGAAAACUAGCCGACCUCUCCCGAUCCCACACUUGGCGAUUUUGUAUCGUACUAAAAUUCAUGCAAGCGAGGUCUUUUAGGUUGCAGUGUCUGUGACGGUAAUAUAAGUAAAGCCAGUGUGUGUUGGUGAGAGAUACUUAAUAUUAUCCGAAUGUCCGAAUGUAAAUCCGAACGCCAAACUGUGGCACAAGACUUAAAAAACCAUCGAGUAUCAGAGAUAACCAAAAUAGUUCAGAUAAACAUGUUUUUCGUUCUUUACAAAAUAAAUUACCAGUCAAGUAAAGUCAGGAAAAUUUAAUGUCUUUUGCCAGAGUUUGGCGAGUGAAUAUCUCCUCGUGUAGUGGAUUUCCGCAAAAUAGGGCCUACUUCAAUAAAUACUUAAUAUUGUCUAAACUUUAAAACUUCUUAAGUAUAAUAUACACCUAAAGUGCCUGAAAGUAAAAUGGAAGAUAUAUUUUUAAGAGAUCUCCUUCACUUAUUGUGUUAAAUAAUAGAUAUACAAAUUCAAUUCAGCGCUCUAACGCAGAGCCAACAGUCCGGUGCGCAUCAUCCAGAAAUCUAGGUAUCUUUAUUCAACUCUCUAUUCUGACUCCUUAACCAAAUCUCGCGACGUCCAUAAAAUUUGGUGAAUUAAUUGAAUUUAUGCAGAACAUGUUUGACAAUACUGUUUAAUAAAAUAGCCGAUUUAUUAAUAAGACAAUAAACUGUAAGAGCAUUAAUUAGAAAGUACAUUCUUUUUUGUAUAUAAUAACUAACUUCCAGGUCAUGAAUCUAGUAAAAUAAUUUGCAGGGCAGUCGCCAUCUGACCGGUGAGUCGUAUUCCUAUAUGGCCAUAUUAGUAAAGGUAACUUAUGAAUAAUCUCAAUAAUAGGUAAGUGUAGUUUAUAGAAUUAUAAAUUAGAUGGUAAUAGAACAGCGAGACGACUGUCGCCUACAUGUCCUUAUAUUACACUUGUGACGCCUCGGAUAUUUGAAGGCUUAUGAUAGUAAUACAAAUAAAUUGAGAACUUCAUACUUUAUUAAAUUAUGCAAUAUAUUUUUGUUUUGGAAACAGAAGUUUAAAAAGUAGACAAUAGUUUGAUUAACAAAAAUGUAUAGUUAUUGUGAAAAAAAAGCGUUCGGUGUCUGUUUGUUGACAGAUAUCAUGUUGAAAAUGUCCAUAAAUUAUGUGACACAUGGGGAGGAAGGGUGUGACGAAGUGUGACACGGGGCGGGGAGUGGUCCCAAUAUUUGUGACAUCACAGUUUUUCAAAAUAUAGUAUUUUAUAUCUAAGAAUUACAACGCUAAAGUCUCUAGUUUAUUAUUUUAUAUUUUGUUAAUAAAUCAUGCCUUUGUUUGAUUUAAUGUUGUUUUGUUUGAAAAAGAAUUUAAAUGGAAAUAACAAUAAUUUCAGAACUGUUUUAAUAACUUCAUCAAUUUCCAAAUGUUAAAUGCGAAAGAUCACUGUGCUCACAAAUGUGACAAGUGUGACAAGGAACAAUCACAAAAUCAUAAAAUUCAUAAUUCAUGCGAUGUAAUUUAUGGAUGGCACCUAAAUAAAAUAAAUAAAUGAUCUGAAAUACACUAUAUUUACGCGUUGUGUAUCUUCCGCCGUUCCGCGUAAUUCCCUGGUGGUCUUUAAGUCACCUGUGAGGCGACAUCGUUGACGCGGCUGUCACUUCUAGUACCUUCCUUGUAUGUGUUCUAUGAUUUAGGUCUCGUAAUAACUUUAACAAAUGACAUUUGUAAUUAUUGAUGUAUGAUAAUUGUGUUCAUGUGACUUUGUAAAUUACUCGGGUAAGUAUAUUAUGACGUGUCUGUUUUUCUGUGUAAUAAAUAUUUGUUUAUAGUA
Leptidea sinapis is the source of this 6983-nucleotide messenger RNA. It is a transcript of the gene sax, whose product is annotated as activin receptor type-1. Gene Ontology annotation, cellular component: BMP receptor complex; plasma membrane. Bases 3 to 1724 code for a protein of 573 amino acids. Gene Ontology annotation, molecular function: transforming growth factor beta receptor activity, type I; SMAD binding; ATP binding. Gene Ontology annotation, biological process: cellular response to growth factor stimulus; protein phosphorylation; BMP signaling pathway. Lineage: Eukaryota; Metazoa; Arthropoda; Insecta; Lepidoptera; Pieridae. The record is from RefSeq and is a predicted model, not a curated record. The transcript is spliced from 11 exons.